UAUCUACUGUUUUUAUUUACGAAAUUAAGGGUAUGAGUUUAGUAGGGUUUUGUGCUGGUAUGUUGUAUAUAUAAGGUCUAGUAUAUAUAGUUAGUUACAGCUCUUCAACUUGGAUCUACGUAAGAUCGUUCUUCAAAAUACCGUUUAACGACAAAAGCCAUUAACGGUGGCCACACCAACACGAUGGAUUUUGCACAAUUGUCAAGAAAUAUUUCGCAGCGGUGCUACAUUUCUUCACUCAUAGCUUUUGGUUUACUUCUCAUUCUCACCAUAACGAUUCUUCACCAAGAUGCAAGGAUAAGAAAAAUGGAACAGAAUUCAGAGCAAAACCGUUUCCUCUCCAAGAAAUCUCUCGAUGAUAAACCUGAUACACCAAAACCUGCUCUCGGAUCAUUGUAUACCCGGUGGGGGAGAACGACCUGUCCUCCUUACUCAAAUAUCGUAUAUGAUGGUGUGGUUGGUGGACAGCACUAUGACUCUACUGGUGGCGGAAGUAAUCUCUUAUGUCUUCCUAACGAUCCGAUUUGGGCUAAUUUCACUACAGAUCUUGAAGUAGCUGCUACCAUUUAUGGCAGUGAAUAUCAAAUAGCAACUUAUAACGUUAAAAAUAGACUCUUUUCUUUUGCUAAUGCUAAAACACUUCAUGAUCACAACGUUCCGUGUGCUGUCUGUUUGACACGACAACCUGCUGUUGUUAUGAUGUUACCAGCCAGGACACAGUGUUACGCUGGUUGGACAGCUGAGUAUUCGGGAUAUUUGAUGACCGAGCAUAACGGACAUAAGGGCAGACAUGAAUAUGUGUGCGUGGACAAUGCACCAGAAGCUGAUCCAGCAGGUUACAGAAACGAUGAUGGGACUUUAUUGUAUUUCGUUCAGGCUGUUUGUGGUUCAUUGCCAUGUCCACCGUAUGUCAAUGGCCAAGAAUUAACCUGCGUUGUGUGCAGUAAGUAUUAAAUAGAACACAAUUGAGCCCAUUUCAAUUUGAAAAUAUAUGUGUAAAUUGCAUGUGAUAAUACGUAAAAACAUAAUUUUGUUUCAUAAUAUUUUAUUGAAGCAUAUUUUUUAAAUAAGUUGCAGUAUAAUUUUUAGAAAAAUAUUCGAAACGAGAGGGAUGUUCAAGAAGAACAAUGUAAACCUCAGCGAAUAAUUCUUGAAAAACAUUAUAUGGGUUUAGUUUAUCGUAAUACAUUUAUAUAUAGGAAAUAAAAUUAUAUAUUGUCAUCUGUCUGAGUUUUUAACUUUUGUUUCCAGAAAUAAAUUCCUAAACUAGCCAUAUGUCUACUCUUAACCUUCUCAGGUUUCCCUUCAUUAAAAGGUAGGUAAAAUUUAGACAGAGCCAUUUCCAUUUGGUCGAUCUUAUGAAACAUUUGUAGCUCAAGGAAUUGGUACUUAUUCAGAGCAGAACACAUUAGAACUACUGGUUAGUCGUGCAUCAUUAAAUAUCAGAUUCUAAAAUUAGUUGGGAACGACAGGUAACUUCUAAUGAAAUGUUCCAUGAAUUAGCUCAUCAUACACAAGAAGAGCAUAUGACAACUGAACUUCCUCAAAAUGUAUAUAACUCCGUUUUUAUGGCAUAAUGAAGAUAAAUCUUUAUAUAUAAAAGUGAAGUUGUGUGUCUGUCUCCUACGAUUUAGAUUCCUAACUACUCCCACAUUUUGCGGUGCAGUUUAACCAAAACCGGGUAUCUUAUAGUCGUGAUUC
Octopus sinensis (East Asian common octopus) is the source of this 1701-nucleotide messenger RNA. RefSeq names its product short-chain collagen C4. The transcript is spliced from 4 exons. The coding region runs from base 184 to 954 and encodes 256 amino acids. NCBI's taxonomy places the organism in Eukaryota, Metazoa, Mollusca, Cephalopoda, Octopoda, Octopodidae. The record is from RefSeq and is a predicted model, not a curated record.